AUGGCCGCCAUGGUCCGUUUCCUGCUGGGCUCUGCCCCGGAUGAGGCGCCCCCCAGCCCGGAGCCCCCGGCCCCCCAUGCCCCCCCUGGCACCGGCGUGGCGGAGGCUGGGCAGGCGACGACGGGGUUCGGGGGGGCGGCGGGGGACCUGGCCACCCCCGAGCUGCACACCAGCCUGGCUCUGGGCGAGGAGGUUCGGGCGGCCGCCCACCAGGGCUUCGACGCCCACCGGGCCGCCCAGGAGCUGCUGGCCACGUCCUUCCUCGCCCGCUGCAGCGUGGAGGGCAAGGUGGCCGCAGGUAUGAACAUCCCCCGGGAGCAGCAGCUGUACCAGGGGCUCGUGAGCCUGCAGGUGCCCGCAGAGGAGGUGCUGAGCUGCGCCCUGCAGGAGAAACUGUCACUCGUCCGAUCGCAGCCUGAACCCUGCAGGGAGCCCGCCCCCGAAGGCCCGGACCUGCUGAUGUUCUACGAGCCCUGGGAGCUGGUCGCGGAGACCCCGUACCUGGGCGUGGAGGGGCUGCCCCCCCUGCGGCUCCAGCCCCACAUCCGACCCCCGGCCUCCACCUUCCUCAUGUUCCGCAAGCUCCAGCAGUGGGAGGCCUAGCGGGGCCGGGACGCGUCUGCCCCCCAGAGAGAGAGAGAGAGAGACUGUUUCUGGGGGGGAGGGGUCCUUGCCCCUCCCUGACCCCAACUGACCCGUGGGAUUCUCACCCUUUGUACCUGGCCCCCCAAUAAACCCCCCUCUGGGCUCA
Molecule: messenger RNA, 751 nt
Organism: Emys orbicularis (European pond turtle)
Lineage: Eukaryota; Metazoa; Chordata; Testudines; Emydidae
Gene: PPP1R35
Product: protein phosphatase 1 regulatory subunit 35
Exons: 4
Coding region: 1-603 (200 amino acids)
Biological process (GO): negative regulation of phosphatase activity; positive regulation of centriole elongation; positive regulation of cilium assembly
Cellular component (GO): centriole
Molecular function (GO): phosphatase binding
Source: RefSeq, a predicted model, not a curated record